GUGGAAUAUAAAUACGAUGUUAUCUUGAGUAGAAAAUGUUGGAUAGGGAGUUAGCAGGACUUUGUUGUUGGUUUUCUUUGCCGCCCUCUUCCUGCUGGAUGGAGAAGAGCAGUUGAGGAAUGUUCAUGACGGAUGGCAAACACCAGCCGGACCUUUUCUGAUGUUAGGAAUGUGAUUCUGUCGGCUCAUAAAAACACAGAGGCCCAGGAUAAGGUGGGCUUCUAUGACACCUGGGCUGAUAACUAUGAGCAGGAUGUAGCUGUGCUGGAUUACAGAGCCCCGUUGCUGGCAGCCGAGUGUGUGAGCUCGUUUUUCAACGAUGACAGAGAGAAGGCCACUGUUCUGGAUGUGGCCUGUGGAACAGGACUGGUCUCCAAACACUUGAAGAGAAUGGGGUUUCGUCACUUCGAUGGAGUAGAUGGAAGUCUGAGGAUGCUGGAGGGGGCAAAGAAAACAGGACUUUAUAAGCAGCUUAUGCAUUGCAUGCUGGGUCAAGACAGAAUUCCUGUUAAAGCCGAAACGUAUGAUGUUGUUAUAAUUGUUGGAGCUCUAAGUGUUGGACAGGUGCCCUUGAAAGUCAUUAGAGAGCUCUGGGAUGCUACAAAACCAGGCGGUUAUGUGUGCAUGACUACAAGAGCCAACACUGAUAACCAAAAGUACAAGGCUGAAUUGGAGCAAAUGAUCAAAGCAUUGGAAGAAGAGCAGAAAUGGAGAAGUGUGGCUGUUGUUGAGGUGGAGGAGUGGGAGAGAGGCGUAUCAGAACUGGACACCGGGUACAUUCCAGGAGCCGUUUAUCUGUAUCAGAAAGGGUUUUUAUAAUUUUAUGAGCACAUGAUUGCAACCAAACACUAAAACUUUUUAAAGGAAUUCAUAAUCCACCAGCAGGUGGCGGUAGUUAAUCAGAAACUGGACGACCACUUGUUUAUUUUUGAAAGUUCUUUUGCUCCCCAGAGAAGCGCCUGAAAUGUCAAAACCUGAUCCAUUAGUUUAACACACAACUAUUUUCACUUCAUAAACACUGAAACACACUGGGUACAUUUAAAUAUACAUUUGUUCAGCCGAAGUGUAUGAACCUAAAGGAAUUUGUGAGAAAUGUCUCAGGUGUAUUAUUACAAAGCUUUCGAUCCCAGUUACAUCUAACCUUUCAGUUUGCCACUCCUCGAUACUCCGACCACAAUUUUUUUUUGGAGCCGCCAUUUGCAUUUGUGUCAAGUAAGUGACGUAAAUAAACGAGAAUCUGUUUCAUCUUAUUGAC
Molecule: messenger RNA, 1255 nt
Organism: Danio rerio (zebrafish)
Lineage: Eukaryota; Metazoa; Chordata; Actinopteri; Cypriniformes; Danionidae
Source: RefSeq, a predicted model, not a curated record